Molecule: messenger RNA, 2380 nt
Organism: Lactuca sativa (garden lettuce)
Lineage: Eukaryota; Viridiplantae; Streptophyta; Magnoliopsida; Asterales; Asteraceae
Product: cation/calcium exchanger 4
Biological process (GO): monoatomic cation transport; transmembrane transport
Cellular component (GO): membrane
Molecular function (GO): monoatomic cation transmembrane transporter activity
Source: RefSeq, a predicted model, not a curated record
UUAAUUAGUUGCCGAAAAUGACAACCCCAGAACUCAUCGGAAUGAUACCUUCUCAUGAAAACUGAACCACUCGAAUCGACUCAAUCUGUUCACAAAAAACCAAAACACAAGUCAUCUCGUCUCUCCUUCUUCAACAUCAAGAGCCCUAAAAGUUCCUCUCUUUCCCUUUCAUAAUUUUGGGUUUUUGCCUCCUUGAUCUAAUACACGUCUGUCAUUCUUGAUCUUCUUUACCUAUUUCAAUUCUCGAAAUCGAAAUCUUAUCGAAUCAUAUGCCUACGUGAUCACUUCUUUUCACUCUGGUUUUUUGAUGAUACCCAAUUACCUCAACGUAUUACCCAAAUCAUUAUUUCUUGAUCUCCUUAGUCAAAUUGUAAAGUAAGAUCAUAAAACUAGGUUUCUGUUGGUGUAAAUGGACCACCGCUUCCGGAUACCCUUCAAUUCCCGUGGUUCUUUGCAUGGUGUUUUCAGCCUUGUAUUUCUCGUAUUUUGCUUUCACCAACAGACCCAUAAAUGGAACUACAAGGUUAUCAACCGGGUCGGGUUGCACAGUACUCCACGAAACUUGGGUAUCAAGACCCCACCUGAUUGUACAGGACUAAAUCAACAUGAAGGCUAUGAAAGUGUAUGUGAGUUCUUAUUAGCUAACCCUCAAUGUAAAUCCGAUGGUUUUUUCAAUUACAUGAACUUCUUCUACUGUUCUUGUCAAAACCAUGCUUUCUUUGGUUACAUUGUACUCGUUUUAUGGCUUGCUGCCUUGUUUUAUCUUUUGGGCAACACAGCUGCCGAUUACUUCUGUUGUUCUCUUGAAAAGUUGUCGAAUUUAUUGCGAUUGCCACCAACUGUCGCAGGGGUCACCUUGCUUCCAUUAGGAAACGGUGCCCCUGAUGUAUUUGCUAGCAUCGCUGCUUUUGUGGGCACCGAUAAUGGCGAUGUUGGGCUCAACAGUAUUCUGGGUGGAGCCAUUUUCGUGACGUGUGUUGUUGUCGGGACUAUUUCUAUCUGUGUGGCUGAUCAGGCUGUGAAUAUCGAUAAGAAAUGCUUCAUUAGAGAUGUAUCUGUGUUUCUUUUUGCCGUUGUUUCUCUUGCUUUCAUCUUGCUUAUCGGAGAGGUUAGUGUCGGUGGCGCAAUCGCGUUUGUUUUUAUUUACAUUGUUUACGCCGCCUUAGUUGCCGCUAACGAGUUCUUGAGACUAAGAGAUGGGAUUUUGAACAUUGAGACAAUAAGUGUCCCGUUGUUGGCUGUUACUCAAAUGGAUGAUUACGAAAAUAAAGAUCUUGAAUCAAUAAACAUGUCUUUCACGGAUUCCGAUGAUGUCCCACUCUUGAUUGAAUCAAAGGUUCCACACUGGAUGUGGGGUUCAAACGUGUCAAUUUACUCGGAGGUUCUUGGACAUAUGGAAGAUAACCCAAAGCCUCUUUGGGGAUGGAAGGAUGAAGAACAUAACAACUCACCACUUUCGUGUUCUAAACUAUUUUCAUGUCUAGAAUUCCCGUUAUCGUUGCCAAGACGGUUGACAAUUCCAAUAAUCGAGGAAGGAAGAUGGUCAAAAGGUUACGCUGUCGUCAGCGUAACCCUAGCCCCUUCCCUCCUCGCAUUCCUAUGGAACAACCAGUAUGGUAACAACCGACUAGCUACUGGGCUAAUCUACUUAGCUUGUGCAGUAGUCGGUUGUUUCCUUGGUGGGGUUGCGUUUAUUUUCAUAAACACAAACCACCCACCUCAAAAAUGGGUCCUCCCAUGGGUUGUUGGAGGGUUCUUUAUGAGCAUUGUUUGGUUCUACAUGAUAGCCAAUGAGCUAGUUUCUUUAUUGGUAGCAUUUGGUCUAAUAUUCGGAAUCAACCCAUCAAUCCUUGGGUUAACACUUUUAGCAUGGGGGAACUCGAUGGGUGACUUGAUGUCAAAUGUUGCAUUGGCGGUUAAUGGCGGUGAAGGCGUGCAGAUUGCCAUAUCCGGUUGCUAUGCGGGCCCGAUGUUCAACACGCUUGCGGGUUUGGGGAUUUGUAUGCUGAUUGGAUCAUGGUCAAAUAGACCGGAGUCUUAUAAAAUGGGUGGUGAUGUGGGGAUGUUUUGUAAUAUUGGGUUUUUGGUGGUGGGGCUGGUUUGGUCGCUGGUGGUGUUGCCGAGAAAUGGGAUGCAGCCUAGCAAGUUGUUAGGGAUAGGGCUUAUGGGGAUUUACGUGGUGUUUCUUGGAACUCGAUUAGGGAUGUCAAUCGGUGAUGGAUCACUAGAUAAUACUGGCUGAACAGACUGUUGUCAACACGUAGAUAUGUUUUUUUAGUGUAUAGUUUUGUUGUUUACUUUACUCACGUAGUUGUUUUUGGGUUAACUGAGAGUCUAUUUGUAGUUCGAUUUGUAUAGUUGGAUUGGAUCUUUGUACCAA